AUGGAGCACCGCUUCUCAAAGCACGAGUACUUCAUCAGCUUCUGUUUCGCCAUUGUCUUCUCGGGGCUCGUGGGCGCGUCCUACCUUGAUGUAUCCACCUGCCCGUACAGGUACAACCGUGGCACACCAACGGAGUUGGCAGCGGAAGGCAGAAGCGACAGCAUCAACAACAGUUGUGGCCGCAGUGUGACAGCGGCGCAUGGGUCCGCAAGCCCACGAUCGAUCUUCACCUCCCUAAAGAGGGAAGGUGGCAUCGUGUGUCACAUGGCGGACCUCGUUAUUUGGGUUUAUAUCAUCGCUCUCGUGUUAUUUAUGAUGCAUAAGUAUUACCUCUACCGUAUGCAAGGCCUGCACUACUUUCUACUAGACUACUGCUACUUCCACAAUGCGUGUUUGGUAGUUUUCCUGCUCUGGCGCCUUGUGGAUGUGCAGUGGUCGGAUGAGCCACUGGUAUCGUGGGAAACGUGGCUCCCGCAGGAGUGGUUGAGCGAUCGUAGUAUCAGAAGCAGCAUCCAUGGCAAUAACAACAGCGGGAUCAGCGGCAAUGGAUCCAUAAGGACGAUUGCUAUGAAGACAACGCCGCUAGUGAAUCAGACGUGGGCGUCGUGGGGGAAGCAGCUGGUUCCAUUGACGGCGCGCCAAGUGAUGCUGGUGGGCGGUAUUUACAAACCGAUAUCGAUAGAUAUCAUCACCAUUGGUUACGCGGCAGCAGAGGUGUCCAGCGCGGAUGAAUUGCUGCUUAACUUUCUUUCCUUCUUCACACUCGUGGCGGGUAGCUUCGGUCCCAUUCUGGGGGCUAUUCUGAUGUGGAAGAAUGCGCUUCUGCUCCACUCAUUUGACCGCAUGUCGUCCUGUUACCUGCACCUCGCCCCCGCGGUGACACAGGUGCUACUGCUACACCGCCUCUUCACCAGUGCCAGGCAGGAACUCGCGUCUGUUGAUGCCUCACAACCCGACAAUAGUAGCAGCCCGCAGUACCAGCUGGCUGAGGUCUGCGGUGAAGGGACGUUGUGCAACGAUCUCCGCCACGCCGUGUCGUAUUGGACGCUUCUUAAACUUCACUUCGCCAUGUUCAUUGCAUGGCAAAUAUUUUAUCAUACCUUUAGUGAAAGUCGUCGCCGGCACCGCGAGAAGUCGCAUCGCAAAAAGAUGAAGACAAUCGCACGUCAACAGGAGGAGUUCUGCCGCUUAACAGGCGCAACCGCGGAAGAGGCGGAGCUGCUGCGGCCGAUCAUUGUUCUUUCCGAGGGUAGCAGCGGCAACCCCACACAGCGUGUGACAGCCUAUACAUGGUUGAUGGAGCACCCACCGCUUGGCAAACAGGGGCCUCUGUAUCGGUUUGUGACGAUGUUCGGCACGGCAUACCUCCCGACCAUGGUUAUGUUUCAAGUGACCCAAUGGCUUCUCCACGUUGUCUUUUUUACACUGGCCUAUCCGGUCUUGUACUACAGCUUUCAUGUUGAGCUCUCAGCAUGGCCACUGGUUCUUUAUGUCAUUGUAUUUAUUUUCGUAUGCGUGUACAAUGCGGCAUUGAUGUGUAAGAAAUGGUACCAGAAACUUCGAGAUUUGGCGGAGAUUGGAUUAGAGGUGCAGCGCAUGCGUGGCACCGCCCUUGCUGCUGGCACUGCAUCGAAAAUCGAGGCACCGGUGUCUUGA
Molecule: messenger RNA, 1656 nt
Organism: Trypanosoma grayi
Lineage: Eukaryota; Euglenozoa; Kinetoplastea; Trypanosomatida; Trypanosomatidae
Exons: 1
Coding region: 1-1656 (551 amino acids)
Biological process (GO): phosphatidylcholine biosynthetic process
Source: RefSeq, a predicted model, not a curated record